GGGAUAAAAAAGAUAAUGGCAAGGAAGUGAGGUUCUGGUUCGCUACUGGAGGGGCAGGUGUUUGUCUAAGCCGUAGACUUGUUUCUCUAAUGGUUCCGUACUUCAGUGGUGAAAAAGCUUUCCCUGACACUUGUUCUCGUAUUGGUGUACCAGAUGACUGUGUCAUUGGAUUUAUAAGUGAAUAUCUGUUAAAUGUAAAACUAAAAGAAAUUCAUUUAUUCCAUUCUCAUCUUGAAUGGUUGGGAUAUAUCCCAGAACAUACAUUUCAUGACCAGGUGUCUUUUAGUCAUGGGAUUUUGGGUGGAAUGAGAAACCACAUCCAGAUUGAUGGACCAUUCAGUAUUCGUGAGGAUGCCAGCAGAUUUAUGUCACUCCACUGCUAUCUAUAUCCUCAUACCAGCUGGUGUCCAGGCAACCAGAACAGACAAAGAGGAUUAAAAAAUAAUGGAUAAAGAAAUUCAAUAAAAUACUCAUGAUAUAUUUAUUUUUUUAAAUAAAAUUAAUGUUAUAUAUAUUCUUAACUUUAAAGCUUCUUACAGUUCCAAUUUUUAAAUCAUUCAAAAAAUUAUACUGAUGCAACAUAAAGCACAGUAAAUAUCAAUAAUAAUAAUGAAUUAUUAAAUAUCGUUAAUAAUAAUGAAUUAUUUGGCCGAUAAACCCACCUAUGUGUCCUUGAAGUCUCAUAUAAGACUUUGUACAAAGUAGCUCGGUGGUUAGAGCAUGGCACCGGAAUUGCCAGGGCAUGGAUAUAAAUCCGGUUCAAGAGUCAGAAUUUUUUCUGAGCCUUUCAAUUUGCAGCUGCAUAAGUUGCUUCAUAUACUGCAAGGAUCAGCUCAAUUUGAYACAUUACAACAGCAGUACAAAUAUAUAUUUCAUAUAUAUUCUCAAAAUGCCCAAAUGUUAUCUCAAUGAAUAWUGUAGUGCACAUACUUUCUAAGCUAUAUAAUAAAGGUUGUCCAAUAAUAAUCAUACUAAAUGUAAUUUAUUU
This is a messenger RNA of Actinia tenebrosa (Australian red waratah sea anemone), 988 nucleotides long. RefSeq names its product fringe glycosyltransferase. Gene Ontology annotation, cellular component: membrane. Gene Ontology annotation, molecular function: glycosyltransferase activity. Lineage: Eukaryota; Metazoa; Cnidaria; Anthozoa; Actiniaria; Actiniidae. The record is from RefSeq and is a predicted model, not a curated record.